Molecule: messenger RNA, 820 nt
Organism: Asparagus officinalis (garden asparagus)
Lineage: Eukaryota; Viridiplantae; Streptophyta; Magnoliopsida; Asparagales; Asparagaceae
Exons: 3
Coding region: 1-804 (267 amino acids)
Biological process (GO): protein ubiquitination
Molecular function (GO): ubiquitin-protein transferase activity
Source: RefSeq, a predicted model, not a curated record
AUGGAGCGCUAUCGGUACAUAGAAGCAGAUCAAGUAGACUGUAAACUUCGGAGUUUGGAGCAGAACUUUACGGAGACUGCUAAUGAGGAUAUCAAAUGCAGGAUAAAUUCAAUAAGUCACUGGAGAACAGGAUUAGUUGAAAAGUGCCUAGAAUUGCUUCCUGAGGUGCAGAUACAAGAAGCAAGGGCUGGAAGGACUGCUGAUUUUGAUCUAUCUUCAUCCCACAAUGUGCCAAUGCAUUUUGAGUCAGAUUCCGUUAGUAUGCUAUCAAAUCAUGCUACCAUAUUGACUUCCUCAACUGCAAAGCCAUCUAUAUUUCUUCACGAGAGUACUAGAUCCUUUCCUUUUAGAAACCCUUCACAUGAUGUGAUGAAAAAUUUUACUAGCAGCAUGAAUAAUGCCCAUUUGGAGCCAGGCAAAAGGGCAUCAUCCAUUCUUCAGAACAGUUUUCUUUCUCCUUUGGGCGGUUCUUCCAGAAUGAAGUCUGUAGUUGGUGGAGUUUCUUUGGGUCCCUACAAUUGGAGCCGCUCUCCUCCAGAUGGUAUAACUUCUGAUAUCCAACGUCAUCAAUCUGCUGGCUUCUCACUCUCUGCUAGUUUUCAAUCUAAACCACAAAGUGUGGCCCUUAGAUCUCAGAAUGGCAAUCAGCUUCGUGCUGAAAGUGCUGUGAAACUAAAAAGUGUUGAAGAUUUCCAGUCAUGCAAUUUGAAAAUAACUACUGAAGAUCACAAUGAUCUGAUGGAUACUUCACUUAGUAAUGGGUUUUCAAAAAAGCCAACUCGUAAUCAGCAGCCAAAAGGGUAAGUGACAUUAGGAUUAU